Vicia faba (fava bean) is the source of this 342-nucleotide messenger RNA. The record is from the annotation of a GenBank genome assembly. Lineage: Eukaryota; Viridiplantae; Streptophyta; Magnoliopsida; Fabales; Fabaceae.
AUGUUGAAUGAUGCGGUGGCUGGAAAGAUGAACGAUGAUGAGGGGCAAAGAGUUGUUGGCUCACGGAAGCUUACAGGUUAUGUGUUUUUGGUUGUUUUAGUUGCUACGGUUUCUGCGGGUAGUGAGUUGUUCCUGAGUGAGCAUGUCUAUAUCUCAUUUGCUUCUAAUUGCAUUGCUCGAGAAACUGAACUAUUGUUGUCAUCGUCAUUUUUGCCUUCAAUAAGUCCAUUGGUGAAACUUGGUAUGGAUAAUAACUCAACAAGUUCAGGAGCCAAGACACAUCUUCGGGAUGAAAUUGAUGAUUCCUCGGAUGAAUUUCAGACUAUAGUUAUAAAGAUAUGA